Molecule: messenger RNA, 3576 nt
Organism: Aethina tumida (small hive beetle)
Lineage: Eukaryota; Metazoa; Arthropoda; Insecta; Coleoptera; Nitidulidae
Product: synapsin
Exons: 12
Coding region: 1-1797 (598 amino acids)
Biological process (GO): neurotransmitter secretion
Cellular component (GO): synaptic vesicle; synaptic vesicle membrane
Molecular function (GO): ATP binding; metal ion binding
Source: RefSeq, a predicted model, not a curated record
AUGGUGAUGGUUGUAUAUGAAAUUCCUUUGGAGCCCGACGACUUGGUGAGGCAGUGGCGUACGUGGGCCAGUGUCCAGGCAGCCAAGAUUAGCGAGUGCGGCAAGUAUUGCGGCCCUACGGCAAACGGCCCCACCAUUUCGUUCAGCAGCUUCCGCCAGUCCUUCACCUCCAAUGUCAAUUACCUGAAGCGCAGGUUUAGUUCCGGGGACCUGUCCUCGGAGUGCGAGGAUGGCGACGCGCCCGUCGAUCCCUACGCGACCACCAAUAAGCCGCCCCCGGUCACGUCUCAACCUCAGGCUCCGCCAGAAACACCUCAACCUCAGGCACCACCACAGGCACCACCUCCUCCACCUCCAUCUCAGUCCAGCACAUCGAGUGACUUAUCGCUCAAUCUCCGGCCCGGCUCUAAGACCACCAGCGCGCCCAGCUCCCCGGCCAAGUCGAGGGAGUCUCUACUGCAGCGAGUCCAAUCCUUGACGGGUCAGGCGAAGGAGCAAGGCGCCUCUAUUCUAGGGGCGGCCGUUUCGAGCGCCACGUCCAGGGUGACGGCCACCGUGUCGGGUAGACAUCUCACUCUGUUGGUCAUAGAUGACCAAAACACAGACUGGAGUAAAUACUUCAGAGGAAGAAAAAUUGGGGAUUAUGACAUCAAGGUGGAACAGGCUGAAUUUAAGGAAAUCACUGUCACCGCCACAGUCGAAAGUGCUAUUGUGUCGAUGGCGGUUUUCCGGGGUGGAACCCGAGUAGGCAGAUCAUUCAGACCUGACUUUUUAUUGGUUAGACAGAAUCUGAAGGAUGCAGGAGAGAAUUACAAAAAACUGCUUCUGGCUCUGAAAUUUGGAGGAGUUCCAAGUAUCAAUAACCUAAAUUCAAUUUACAAUUUCCAGGACAAGCCUUGGGUGUUUGGUCACAUGCUCCAGAUACAAAGGAGAUUGGGGAAGGACAGCUUUCCUCUUAUCGAACAGACCUUCUACCCCGACCAUAGGGAAAUGAUAACAGCUCCUCGGUUUCCAGUCGUAAUGAAAAUAGGCCACGCUCACGGCGGCUUGGGCAAGGUUAAAGUGGACAAGCUCAGCGAUUUCCAAGACAUGGCCAGCGUGGUGGCCGUCUCCAACACCUAUUGCACCGUCGAGAGCUACGUGGACUCCAAAUACGACAUCCACGUCCAGAAGAUCGGCACUAACUACAAGGCGUUCAUGAGGAAGUCCAUUUCCGGGUGCUGGAAGACGAACACCGGUUCGGCCAUGCUGGAACAGAUCUCCAUGCCCGAACGUUACAAGACCUGGAUCGAUGAGGUGGCCGAUUUGUUCGGGGGACUGGAUAUUUGCGCCUUGGAAAUUGUCGUGGGCAAAGACGGAAGGGAGCACAUCAUUGAGGUUAACGACAGCGCUUUGACUUUGCUGGGGGAUUCGCAGGAGGAAGACAGAAGACACAUUGCGGACUUGGUUGUGGCACACAUGCAGGCCAUCUGCAGACCUAGAACACCACCUAGCGAAGAACCCGUUCCGCCACCAGUUGGCCCCAGAAGCAUUCUGGGAAGUCUAACUAGCCUUACUCACUCCGAAACUCCUCCACCAAGUGCUAGUGACCACCCACCGUUGUCCAGUGUCGGGCGCAGAGAUAGUCAAGCUUCCCAAUCGAGCGUGAGUAGCGGAGCACCAAGCACUGGCCGUCUUCCAGAUCCGCCACCCAGACCGUUCCAGCGUCAGGGCAGCCAGCAAGCUGUCACUGAAGACACCGAGGACACCAUGAAAAAUCUCCGAAAAACAUUCGCAGGUAUCUUCGGCGACAUGUAAAAAAAAAAUAAUCGACCGCUCCAACCACCUGUUUAUAAUUGUUACGAUCGCUUGUUAAAAUUUCGUUUCCAUUAAGUUUUAACGCUGAGAUGAUUAGAUCGACGGGCGUGAGGUCGGAAGUGAAUUGAUGGAUGCAAUAAAUGAAUUAAGCUGUUUCACCUCCAACCUUGUGUCUGUUACAUUGUUGAUCAUGUAGUAAACAUUUAAAAUAGUGUUGUUGAACCGUCGGCUGCGUAUGGAUCAAUGUAAAUUGAAAAAAAUGAUUCAAACAGGUCUAUUGUAUAUUAUUUCCUAUUGUACAUUGGUGUAUUUGUUUAUAGAUCCUGCGGGCUGAUUAUGUACUUAAAAAAAUUGCACAAAUAUUGUUGAAAGUAUGGGAUCGUAACAUCUGAGCAAUAUGGAUUAUUGUUGUCACUGCCUAGACUAUAAGCGGCUACUGUACGGUGGCCAUUGUUACGUUUAGCAUAUAAUAUGAUCUGAUUGAUGUUUAUUAGUGUUUUUGUUAUGAAAAUGAUUGAGUGAUGUAAUUAUUCGGUAAGCACUCUUAAUUAAUAAACCAAUUAUCCGCUUAACGUGACCUAGUUGAUCCAAUACUGGCAAUUAUAACAUCAUAAUCCAAAAAAAUGCAGUUGUAGUCGGUUUGUUGAAUAAGAGUCCGAAGUAAACUAUGUCUUGUCUGUCCCAAUCCUAUACCUACGUAGAUUUAAAAAAUAUAAAAGACAAUAUACUUGUAUCUUUUCGCACUUCUUGUGUAUAACCUGUAACCUUCUUGUAACAUGUAUUCAAAAUUAGUUGUUGUUCAUCGAUGUGGAACAACGAAGUACACAUGUAAUCUGCAAAAUAUUCUACAAAAGGAUUCACAUUCCAUGUAUAAAAUCUAUAUAAAAUGUAUAUUACUCUAAAUAUCGUUAGCAAUAUAGUGACUUAGGACACAAAAUUUUGUAACAUUUGACAGACGUCAUUUUUACCACAUAUACAUAUAAACUUUUUUGAAUCGUAAUAGAACGUGUAGCAUUUAUAUUGAUUGCUUAGGGAAACGAAUGGUAAGCGUUAAUUUUUGUUCACGUGCAAGUUCCCCUUUAACCAUUAAUCAAUUGGAAGAGGAACUUGUGCAACAAAAGUUGUGCUUUUGUAGAAUUUUUUGUACUAGCUUGGAGUGCAAUCACAAAACAGAAAACCUAUUAGGUAUUCUCUCUUGUGAUCUUAUGCGUAUUGUGAAAGGAUCUCUGACAAACUCUGAAGUGGUUUAUUCAGUUUGUCAAUACGAAUAGGCCUUUACCAUUUAUGAUAUUACCAGAUUAAUCAUAGAUUUUACAUGAUACGUAGUUAGAGUUCGGUAGAAUUGUAGCUUAAAGUUACCUCCUUGUGAAUAAAAAGAAUAUUGUUUCGUUAGUUGAAUUUUAACGAAUUUUAUCAGCAACCGGCAAAUUUUGCUUGAUAAUAACUUGACAAUACGUUUGUAAUCACGAAACACGACGUUCAAGGUGCUCUUUUAUGUACGGGUUCUUAACAUCCAUAACCACCCGCACAUGUUAUUUUUAAGUAAAUUGAUUUUUAGAUAAUUUAUUAAAGUUGUACUUGUUGAUGGUUGUCGCAUAUCAUUAAAUUUAAGUGGUUUAGAUGCUUUGCGUUUAGCUUUAAUACCAUUAAUUUGUGUACAAAAGGAGGUAACAAUCAAUGAGGUUGUGUCUGUAGCUCAGCUUAUAUGAUAAGUUAAUUUUUGAGCAUACUGUAUAGUGUUAUAUCGAUGGGAAAACAUACAAUAAAUAUAAGAAGUUC